This is a messenger RNA of Limulus polyphemus (Atlantic horseshoe crab), 5024 nucleotides long. Its product is annotated as plasma membrane calcium-transporting ATPase 2-like. Gene Ontology annotation, cellular component: membrane; intracellular membrane-bounded organelle. Gene Ontology annotation, molecular function: ATP binding; P-type calcium transporter activity; ATP hydrolysis activity. Gene Ontology annotation, biological process: calcium ion transmembrane transport; regulation of cytosolic calcium ion concentration. The transcript has 25 exons. The record is from RefSeq and is a predicted model, not a curated record. The coding region runs from base 412 to 4635 and encodes 1407 amino acids. NCBI's taxonomy places the organism in Eukaryota, Metazoa, Arthropoda, Merostomata, Xiphosura, Limulidae.
CGCUUCGUUUCGCCAGUACAGGAGACCUUAAAGUCUCCGUAUUGUACGAAUAAACGAGUCGUGAAUAGUGGAAGUGAGAAUGAGCAACAGCUAAAGGUCAAAACAAGGAAAUCGCCAGAUGUUAGGUGUAAAAACCGGGUGAAGUUUUCCGAUAAAGAGGUUAAAAAGUCGGCGAUUGAAAGUGAUCCACAAAACGGAAGCUAGUGGCGCAGACCAUCCUGCAAAAUUCCCCAUCAAAACGUUUUGCAGGCCUGAAAAGAUAGGCAACAUUACUUUAUUUAUCAUUACAUCUUCGAAACUUCAAUAACUAGUUUAAUUAAAUAGUUGAACACGUUGACGUCAUGAAGUGUUCGGCUACGAAGAAUCACGUUAUCCACGACGUAAUUAUGUAAAGAGUAUACUAGCGCUCGGAUGAAUGACACAACUAUGGCGACUGUGGACGGCCGGCCUGCCCACUAUGGCCUGGAUGUUAAGCAACUUCGGGAUCUCAUGGAGACCCGAGGGCGUGAGGCAAUCGAAAGGAUCCGUGACGAAUAUGGGGGUAUUCAGGAGGUUUGCAGGAAACUGUAUACGUCUCCUACAGAUGGUCUGAGUGGAUCUCAAGCAGAUCUUGACCACAGACGCCAAACUUUUGGUGCCAAUGUAAUACCUGCGAAACCCCCAAAAACUUUCUUACAGCUAGUCUGGGAAGCAUUACAAGAUGUUACACUUGUAAUUUUGGAAGUCGCUGCUAUCAUUUCAUUGGGACUUGCCUUUUACGAACCACCUCCAAACCUAGAAGAUAAAGAAUUAUCAGUUGCAGCUGACGGAGGAGAAGGAGAGGCUGGAUGGAUAGAAGGAGCCGCUAUACUGGUGUCUGUUAUUAUUGUAGUACUUGUGACAGCCUUCAAUGAUUACACGAAAGAAAAACAAUUCCGAGGAUUGCAGAAUAGAAUAGAACACGAACAUAAAUUUUCCGUGAUUAGAGGAGGGGAAAUCAACCAAAUACCUGUAAGCGAAAUAGUUGUCGGCGAUGUUUGCCAAGUUAAAUACGGAGACCUGCUUCCUGCAGAUGGUAUUCUAAUCCAGAGUAAUGACUUAAACGUUGAUGAAAGCUCACUGACUGGAGAAUCUGAUCAUGUGAAAAAAGGAGAAAAAUUUGAUCCUGUAAUGUUUCAGGUAAAAUGGUUGUUUUUAUCAUCAUCAGGAACUCAUAUAAUGGAGGGAAGUGGAAAAAUGCUUGUGACAGCUGUUGGUAUCAACUCACAAGCAGGGAUUAUCUUCACACUUCUGGGAGCUGCAUCCACAGAGGGAAAGACACAGACUAAGCAUGCCAAAAAAGAUGAGGAUGCACCAAUAUCAGGCAGUACUACCUUAAUCAAUGCUAACACUGCCAACAACCAUAGUAAAGAGGCACUUGCCACUCCAGAACCAAGGCUAUCCAGGGACGUAGAUGAAGAUCAAAAUGCUAAAAAGGAAAAGUCUGUACUUCAGGCCAAACUUACUAAGUUAGCUAUUCAGAUUGGCUAUGCAGGUUCCACAAUUGCUGUUUCAACAGUUAUCAUCCUCAUAAUUCGUUUUGUUAUCAAGAUGUUUGUCAUAAAAAAACUAUCAUGGUCAGCAUACUAUACUCAAUUCCUAGUCAAGUUUUUCAUCAUUGGUGUUACUGUCCUGGUUGUGGCUGUUCCUGAAGGGCUUCCAUUAGCUGUCACUUUGGCGCUAGCCUAUUCAGUUAAGAAAAUGAUGAAAGAUAAUAACCUGGUACGACAUUUGGAUGCCUGUGAAACAAUGGGCAAUGCUACAGCAAUUUGUUCUGAUAAAACUGGUACAUUAACUACAAACCGCAUGACAGUUGUUCAGAGUUACAUCUGUGGGACUUUAUUCACAACUUCCCCAAGCUUUGAAAAUUUAGCACCAAAUGUUGAAGAAAAGAUUAUUACUGGAAUAGCUGUGAAUAGUGCAUAUACAUCACGAGUUCUGCCACCAGACUGCCCAGGAGAACUACCCAAACAAGUGGGCAACAAAACUGAAUGUGCCCUUCUAGGAUUUGUGAUGGAUCUAGGUAGAGAUUACCAGACCGUUAGGGAUGACAUUCCAGAAGAAAGGCUUCACAAAGUUUACACUUUCAACUCUGUCAGGAAAUCUAUGAGUACAGUCAUUUAUAUCAGUAACGGGUAUCGUGUGUACACAAAAGGAGCAUCUGAAAUAGUUAUGAAGAAGUGCUCAUUCAUAUUUAGCCAUGAAGGCCGAAUAGAUCCAUUUACCAAAGAAGACCAGGAUCGCAUGAUGAGCAAUGUCAUUGAACCAAUGGCCUCUAACGGACUGCGUACAAUCUGUCUUGCUUACAAAGACUAUGUCACAAAAGAUAAUGCUAUCAACCAAGUGUUAUAUGAAGAAGAACCAAAUUGGGAUGAAGAAGAAGUUAUCACCAGUGGGUUGACUUGUGUAUGCAUAGUUGGGAUUGAAGAUCCUGUUCGACAUGAGGUUCCAGAUGCCAUCAAAAAGUGCCAGAAGGCUGGAAUCACAGUAAGAAUGGUAACAGGAGAUAAUGUUAACACUGCUCGAUCUAUUGCCACCAAGUGUGGUAUAAUAAAGCCCUGUGAUGAUUUCCUGGUCUUAGAUGGGAAAGAAUUUAACAAGAGGGUGAGAGACCAUACUGGAGAGAUACAACAGCAUUUGAUUGAUAAGGUUUGGCCAAGGCUCAGAGUACUGGCCAGAUCAUCUCCUCAAGACAAGUAUACCUUGGUCAAGGGCAUCAUUGACAGUAAACUUAGUGCCAAUCGAGAAGUUGUUGCUGUAACAGGAGAUGGGACAAAUGAUGGCCCUGCUCUGAAAAAAGCAGAUGUUGGCUUUGCAAUGGGCAUCGCUGGCACUGAUGUAGCAAAAGAAGCAUCGGACAUCAUUCUAACAGAUGAUAACUUCACAAGUAUUGUCAAAGCUGUGAUAUGGGGCAGAAAUGUCUAUGAUAGCAUUGCCAAAUUCUUACAGUUCCAACUUACAGUAAAUGUUGUUGCUGUGAUUGUUGCUUUUGUUGGAGCCUGUGCAAUAGAGGAUAGUCCUUUAAAGGCUGUUCAAAUGCUUUGGGUAAAUUUGAUCAUGGAUACUUUGGCAUCUCUGGCAUUGGCCACUGAACUCCCAACAUCGCAGUUAUUACUCAGAAAACCAUAUGGUCGCACCAAACCACUCAUAUCUCGAACCAUGAUGAAAAAUAUUUUAGGCCAUGCCAUUUACCAGUUGGUUGUUAUUUUUACUCUGUUGUUUUUAGGUCACAAAUUCUUUGACAUCGACUCAGGUAUGCAUGCCCCUCUACACUCACCUCCUUCACAGCAUUUCACUAUCAUUUUCAACACUUUUGUAAUGAUGACACUUUUCAAUGAAAUCAAUGCACGGAAAAUACACGGAGAGAGGAACAUCUUCCAAGGACUGUUUAGAAAUCCGGUCUUUUAUUCUAUCUUGCUUGUAACUUUUGCAGCACAGUUCAUCAUUGUCCAGUUUGGUGGUUAUGCUUUUUCUACGGCAGGCCUUACUGUACAACAAUGGAUGUGGUGUGUGUUUUUUGGUUGCGGAACACUGCUCUGGGGCCAAAUCAUCACCACAAUCCCCACCAAAAAGAUCCCCAAAACCUUCACAUGGGGAUCAGGAACGCCAGACGAACUUGAUCAUGCUCUUUCGGACAAUGAAGACUUGAAGCGAGAUUCAAUUGCUGGAACCCAAGAUGCCAAGCGCACUGGACAGAUUUUGUGGAUUCGUGGCCUUACUCGUCUCCAAACACAGCUUCGAGUUAUCAAGGCCUUUAAGAGCACACUGGAAGAUAUGGAAGAAAAACGUAGUGUACAUAGUUUACACAGUUUGCGUAGCUCACGUAGCCAUCCGGGUACUCGACCUUUUUCAGAUAUAUGUUUUAUUGAUGAAGAGAUGCGAAUGUCCUCAACUAAUGAAUUUCCAUAUGAACAGAGUGGUCCUCAGAAAAAAAAAAUUCCAUUCCUGCUACUUCAGCAGCAGCAGUCAUAUCAUGAAGAAGUAUCCCAGGCUCGAGCAGCAGACCCUUACUCUAGUGCUAUCGAAAACUGUCCGUACCCCACAACCCUCAGUGGACCUUCAUCACCAUUUUCACGCACAGGAGAAACUGUUAAUUCAGCACAACUAAGUGAAGACCCCACAUACAGAUACUCCCGUGCUAGUGACGUCUUACCACCUACAGCAGAGCAAAGGUAUCGUCCUACCCGUGCCACUGAUCCAGUUUACAGUGCUCCUCCUGCAAGAACAGACCCACACUACCGCUACAGUGAUACAAUACCUGAAAUAGACGAGAGAAGAUUUUACCAUGGCCUCAGCGACCCUUCGUACAGUGUAAGUCCAAUACGAGGAGAUCCCCGAUAUCGUAAUGCUCGUUCAAGCGGUUUCACCUAUGAUAUGGCCUCUUCGUAUGACGACCCACAGUACCGCACCUCUCGGGGCUAUGACACGAGGUACGGCCUUGCACAGCAACGAGAGGACAUGCGUUAUCGCAACACUCGUGUUGUUGAUCCUGUUUACAAACAGGUAUCAACACGUGAAGAACCACGUUAUCGCCGUGAUGGCGGUAGGCUUAGUUCAAAGAAGAGGAAAAAGGGGAGAAGAAGCACUUAUAAUCAAGACUUUGGAACGAAUAUUUGAUAACAAGCCUGAUUAGACAAUAAACUGAAAACUUUUCUUAAUUAACAGAGGAAAGUUUCUUUCCCAAAUCUAUCAUGUAAUAUUAUAGGUGUAUUUUUUCAUGACGUACGUAGAUGUAAGUUGUACAAUAUAUAUACACUAUGAAUACGCCGCCUCUUAGUUUCAUAACGAAACGUGAACCAUGUUUCAUGAAGUGUAAUAAUAUUUGGGACCUCCACUCUAUGUUAUAGUUAUACAGUACAGCAUAUCGAUAAAAUUGUGAACAACGCUACAUUUUCUUGUUGUUAUUAUUUCCCAUUUUAUUUGUAUCCUUUUAUCAACGUUGAUUUUAAUACAGAAUAAAACUUGUAUCUACUUGAAAAUUAACAGGAAAAUAAAUAUCAGGAAUG